Messenger RNA from Entrophospora sp. SA101, 1785 nucleotides. Lineage: Eukaryota; Fungi; Glomeromycota; Glomeromycetes; Entrophosporales; Entrophosporaceae. The record is from the annotation of a GenBank genome assembly.
AUGAAUUCAUCAAAAGGAGUUAUCGAUAUUGGAAGUAAUGGUAUUCGUUUUGGUUUAGUCUCUUCAUUAGAUAGACAUUUACCAGUACUUUAUGAAGAACGUGCACCCAUUUCAUUAUUUGAUGCACAACAUUCUUCUAAAUCCGGGGAAAAAUCCAAUAUAUCAGAAAAUGUUAUACGUGAUGUAGAGAAUACCAUGAAAAGAUUUAAUUAUAUGUGUAGAAGCUAUGGUGUGGAAAUUAAAGAUGUCACUAUCGUGGCCACCGAAGCAACUCGCACUGCGCCUAAUUCUUCAGAUUUUCGUGAAAGAAUAAAAAAAUCAUUUCAAGCACCCGUUAAAUUAUUAGACAAAAAAGAGGAGGCUAUAGUUUCUGGCAAAGGAAUUGCAGCAACUUAUAAUGGCGUGGAAGGUUUAGUGAUGGAUAUGGGUGGUGGAUCUGUAGAAAUAAAUUAUUUGAAAUUUGAUCGAAAAACUGCCGAAUUCAAAAUAUCAGAUUCACCAAUAAAUCUUCCUUAUGGUGCUGCCGCUUUAACAAAAUUAUUGACACAAAAUAAUACUCCUGAGAAACUUACUGAAUUAUCAAAUAAUAUAGUACAAGAUUUAAAAAAAGGGAUUGCAAGCUUAGAUGCUCCUGAAGAUGUCAAAGUUGAUGGGAAGUUUACCGUCUAUAUGAGUGGUGGUGGAUUUCGUUCUUUAGGUUAUUUAUGUAUGUCAGAAAGUGGAGCUGAAUGUGAUUCAGGUAAAAAAUAUUCUUAUUCAAUCCCAAUAAUCAAUGGUUUCUAUACAUCUUCCAAGAAAUUGAAAAAAAUAAUAGAACCACUUACACCAUCAAAACAAGUAGAAUUUAAAACAUCACCAGAAUUAAUAUUUCCUAAUGGAAAUCCAUUUCGUGUCGAUAACAGGCGUGCUAGAUUAAUGCCAGCGUGCUGUUUCUUAAUCAAUGCUAUAAUGCAAUGCAUUGAUAUAGGUGAUAUUUAUUUUUGUGAAGGUGGCAUACGUCAAGGAAUAUGCUUUCAAAUGAUGGACAAAGAAAUUCAAAAAUUAGAUCCAUUAGAAACCUUUAUUGAGAAAACCCCAUUACAAACGGACCAGAUUAAAUAUAGAACCCAACAUAUACUAAAUAUUUUGAAAGGUUCCAUACCAGAGAAAUUUGAUGAAAUACUUGAUUCUGAUGUCACUGGUAAUAAUAAACCAGAAAGACUCAAACGUCUUCUUCCUAGUAUUAUAUCACUAUCACAAUGGUCAAUGAACCUUGCAAAAGAAGCACGCCCAAUCAACGGUUUUGCCUUACCACUUGCAGGUGGACUACUUUGUAACACUCCUGGACUAACUCAUGUUGACAGAGCAAUUAUAUCAUGGUGUUUAAUGUAUAGAUAUUUUAGUGAUGCAAAUGAAGGUGAAGAUGGUGUAGAAAAAGAUAUUAGUGUGAUGGAACCUGGUUUAUUUAUAGGUAUAAAAAAUAUGAUUCCUGGUGGAGAGAGUGGUAGAAAGGUUUGUGAAUUCAUUGGAAAAUUAGUUGGGUUUAUUAUUUUGUGUACGCCAGUUGGUAGUUCAGUAACUAAUUCCACAAGAACAUCUGAAAAUCUUAUGACAGAGACUAUCAAUAUAACAUUUUUAGAUUCUGAUAAAUUAUUCAUUGUCAAAAAUCCGCUUGUCAAAGAAUUCAUUGUAAUUCCAAAUGGAAAUAAUCAAAAGAAAUUCAAGUUUCUCAGAAAACUCACCUUGAAAUUAAAUAUAAAAAAGACCAGAUCAAAUGAAAAAUCAACAUCUUCUUCAAAAGAAUAA